GGCGCACGGUGGGCGGCGCACUGUGCUCCGACCAGCGCUCCGAAGCGCACGCGCCGCGCACCGCACGCAUGAAGACCGAGGACCAAACCACCGAGGAGGCGGCGCGCCGGGCGCCUGCCACCAGACGCCAAGAAAAACCACCCUACUCCUACAUAGCCCUCAUCGUCAUGGCCAUCAGGCACUCGCCCAACAAACGGCUGACCCUCAGCGAGAUAUACGCGUUCCUCCAACAGCAGUUCCCGUUCUUCCGCAGCUCCUACCAGGGCUGGAAGAACUCCGUGCGCCACAACCUGAGCCUGAACGAGUGUUUUGUGAAGCUGCCGAAAGGGCUGGGUCGGCCGGGCAAAGGGCACUACUGGACGAUCGACCCGUCGUCGGAGUUCAUGUUUGAGGAGGGGUCGUUCAGAAGAAGGCCGCGAGGGUUCCGCCGCAAGUGCCAGGCGUUGAAGCCUCAGUUCGGGAGCGGGGGUUACUUGAGUGGAAGUGGUGUGGCGGCGCUGCCUCCGUCGCAGGGUGGUUUUGAGUUGGCGGGCGGGAGUGGUUCUGGCGGCGGGGGGUCUUCGCUGGACUACAGCUCGUGCGCGUACCCGCACGCGGGGUCCUCGGGGCAGCAGCUGUACGGCGGCGAGUACUGCGCGUACGGCGUGGAGCGCGAGUGGCCGCUGUACGGCGGCGUGGACGGCUACCGGCCGCCGGCGCCGGCGCUGCCCGCCCACCACGAGCUGCCUGACCUCAUACCCAACUACCAGUACGCCGUCACCAACGAGCAUGGUGAGUCUUUGAUUUAUAAUUCAUAG
Molecule: messenger RNA, 797 nt
Organism: Ostrinia furnacalis (Asian corn borer)
Lineage: Eukaryota; Metazoa; Arthropoda; Insecta; Lepidoptera; Crambidae
Product: forkhead box protein F1
Exons: 1
Coding region: 69-797 (242 amino acids)
Biological process (GO): regulation of transcription by RNA polymerase II; animal organ morphogenesis
Cellular component (GO): nucleus
Molecular function (GO): RNA polymerase II cis-regulatory region sequence-specific DNA binding; DNA-binding transcription factor activity, RNA polymerase II-specific
Source: RefSeq, a predicted model, not a curated record